This is a messenger RNA of Vicugna pacos (alpaca), 2706 nucleotides long. The record is from RefSeq and is a predicted model, not a curated record. Lineage: Eukaryota; Metazoa; Chordata; Mammalia; Artiodactyla; Camelidae.
UGCCCCAGGCCCCGCCUCCGCAGGUUGAUGGCAGCGGCAGCUGGGACUGCAGCGGCGCUGGGCCCCGAGAGUCGCAGGCAGCGGCCGGAGCGCGCAGCCGAACACCCGGGCCCCCAGACGCCGCGGACACCCGGAGAGGCAGUUCCGGUGCCCUGACGCCUCCCUCGGCCCCCAGCGCACCCCCAACCCCCUCCGCAGAGAAGUCGCAGCGUGAGCUCCCCUCGGCCCGCUCAGGACCAGCUCACAGGAGUAAGGACCAAAGGCAUUUCUGGGCACUGAGAUCCUCCACCUCUGCCCCCAGCUAUGAGUCGGCGUGUGGUUCGGCAGAGCAAAUUUCGCCAUGUGUUUGGACAGGCAGCAAAGGCUGACCAGGCCUACGAGGACAUCCGAGUGUCCAAGGUCACAUGGGACAGCUCCUUCUGUGCCGUCAACCCCAAAUUCCUGGCCAUUAUUGUGGAGGCUGGGGGUGGAGGUGCCUUCAUCGUCCUGCCUCUGGCCAAGACAGGGCGAGUGGAUAAGAACUACCCACUGGUCACUGGGCACACUGCCCCUGUACUGGACAUCGACUGGUGCCCACACAAUGACAACGUCAUUGCCAGUGCCUCAGAUGACACCACUAUCAUGGUGUGGCAGAUUCCAGACUAUACCCCUAUGCGCAACAUUACGGAACCCAUCAUCACACUCGAGGGCCACUCCAAACGUGUGGGCAUCCUCUCCUGGCACCCCACUGCCCGGAAUGUCCUGCUCAGUGCAGGUGGUGACAAUGUGAUCAUCAUCUGGAACGUGGGCACUGGGGAGGUGCUCCUGAGUCUAGACGACAUGCACCCGGACGUCAUCCACAGCGUGUGCUGGAACAGCAACGGUAGCCUGCUAGCCACCACCUGCAAGGACAAGACCCUGCGCAUCAUCGACCCCCGCAAGGGCCAGGUGGUGGCGGAGCGAGCCCGGCCUCACGAGGGCACCCGCCCGCUGCGGGCGGUCUUCACCGCAGACGGGAAGCUACUCAGCACCGGCUUCAGCAGGAUGAGUGAGCGACAACUCGCGCUCUGGGACCCGAACAACUUCGAGGAGCCAGUGGCACUGCAGGAGAUGGACACUAGCAACGGCGUCCUAUUGCCCUUCUACGAUCCCGACUCCAGCAUCAUCUACCUGUGUGGCAAGGGCGACAGCAGCAUUCGGUACUUUGAGAUUACCGAGGAACCACCUUUUGUGCACUACCUGAACACGUUCAGCAGCAAGGAGCCGCAGAGGGGUAUGGGCUUCAUGCCCAAACGGGGACUGGAUGUCAGCAAGUGCGAGAUCGCGAGGUUCUACAAGUUGCACGAAAGAAAGUGUGAACCCAUCAUCAUGACUGUGCCCCGCAAGUCAGACCUGUUCCAGGAUGACCUCUACCCAGACACGCCGGGACCCGAGCCGGCCCUGGAAGCGGACGAAUGGCUAUCGGGCCAGGACGCCGAACCCGUGCUCAUCUCGUUGAGAGAUGGUUACGUGCCCCCCAAGCACCGCGAGCUCCGGGUCACCAAGCGCAACAUCCUGGACGUGCGCCCACCCUCUGGCCCUCGCCGCAGCCAGUCGGCCAGCGACGCCCCCUUGUCGCAGCAGCACACCCUAGAGACGCUGCUGGAGGAGAUCAAGGCCCUGCGGGAGCAGGUGCAAGCCCAGGAGCAGCGCAUCACAGCUUUGGAGAACAUGCUCUGUGAGCUGGUGGACGACACAGACUAGCGCAGCGCGCCCGGAAAGCUCCAAGCCGGGAGGGCAAAGCCGGGCCAAGCGCAUUCACUCGGCCCCGCCCCGGCUUUGGGUCCGGAACUCUGCCCCCCCAGGGCCGGGGCCGGGAACUGGGAAGGGAACUCCGACCCUCGCGGGAGCCCAGGGCAGAGGAAGCGUUGCGGAGACUCGCGUCCAUCAGGCUCCCACCAGGCUGCUUGCCUUGUCCGGGACUCAACAGGAGCUGGUCUUGGGAGGCCCGGAGUGACAGGGCCCUCAGCAAUGGUGCUGCUGUUCCCCGCCCGGGGCAAGGGAAGUGCUUAGUAUUAGCGCGAUGCUUGGGGAUGUUGGGGAGCUUGGGCUUGAUCUCAAAGGGGUAGCGAUUCGACGGGUCUCCCCAGACUGGUUGGGGAAAAUUACAACGCUUCUCCCUCUAAUCAGCUCACUUGACUCCACCACCCUGAGUGGUAAACCGAAUGGGCGUCACCCCAGUUCUACAGACAUACACAAACGUUGGCUGUAGAGCCGGACCCACGGGCUACACCCAGCAGUCUAUGGCAGAGGGCUCUCUUCCUUCUUCCCACUCGCAGGGGAGAGGGCAGCUUCCUCCAGGCACUCCGGCAGGAGAACCAACCAGAAAACUGGCAUGAGGAAGCAGGUUCACCUCUUCCAGACACACAUGCACGCACCCACGCAUGCGCAUUGUCCCCAACCCUCUGCUGUGGCCUUGAAUCUAGGAGGAAAACAAGAUGGACUGAAAGAAACAUUUAAUCAAGUGCUCAGUCUGUGCCUCCUGCAUGGGUGGGGGUGGGGGUGUGAGACCCCUCCAGCCACUGCAAGUGCCACCCUCAAACUCCUGGGGGACCUGACAAAUGCAGCCCUGGGCUCAGGACCCACCAGAUAUCCUAUUACCUUAGGGCCCUCCCCACACUGACGUUCAGAAGGAACCCCCAACCCACAGGUGGGGGAUCUUCCCUAGUAAAGGCAGGUAGGAAAAGC